Messenger RNA from Caenorhabditis elegans, 228 nucleotides. It is a transcript of the gene F49D11.11, whose product is annotated as G_PROTEIN_RECEP_F1_2 domain-containing protein. Bases 1 to 228 code for a protein of 75 amino acids. The transcript has 2 exons. NCBI's taxonomy places the organism in Eukaryota, Metazoa, Nematoda, Chromadorea, Rhabditida, Rhabditidae. The record is from RefSeq and is marked reviewed.
AUGCUCCCCCAGAACCUUUGGAGCUACACAGCUUUGAACUUUAUGUGGAUAUUAAAUAGUGGAGUGUAUCCCAUCAUAUAUUUUAUUGUUAACAAAGCACUUCGUGACCGUAUCGGCGUAAAACGAUCUACUACAGUAAUGGGAGCUGUUUCAGUAUUCCAACAGAAUAAAACGAAAAUGGAACGAACUGGUACGAUGACUGGGCAUACUAUUGUUGUUGUAGCAUAG